Messenger RNA from Drosophila serrata, 1395 nucleotides. RefSeq names its product GNAT family N-acetyltransferase speck (gene speck). Lineage: Eukaryota; Metazoa; Arthropoda; Insecta; Diptera; Drosophilidae. Gene Ontology annotation, molecular function: N-acetyltransferase activity. The record is from RefSeq and is a predicted model, not a curated record.
UUGGCUAUAUAAACAGAAAUCGUGGCCGACGUCUGGCAUUCAUUGUUUGCUCAUUGCAGGCAAAUCAACUCUUUCCCAGCAGGAAGGAAAAAGGAUAUCAAUAUAGACUUUUCAUUCACCAUUCAAUCGGGUUCCACCAGAGACUACGUGUGUGUGUGUGUGCCUCGUUUUUUAGUGACUGUGUGUACUCUACUGUUUAUCAAAGCAAAGUAAAAUUUAAAACCAAACAGCGACAAAUACAAACAAAGACAGUUGAGAUAAACAAAACAUCGCAAAACGUGCGCCAAAGCUAAAACAAAAAAAAAGAAGAAAAAGUUGAAGAAGAAGGGAAAAAUUUGACCAUAAAUUUUCCCAUUUCCUCACGUAGAACAAAAGAAAGCAGCAUCGACAUUUUUGCAAUAAACAAAAAGGCCGAAAUUCGCCAUGGAAGUGCAGAAUCUGCCCGAUCAGGCUCGGAUAUCGAGCAUCUUGCUCGACUCCAGAUGUGGGCUGAACGACUUAUAUCCGAUUGCCCGGCUGACACAGAAAAUGGAGGGAUCGCUUAAUGUGUCUGGGAAGGAUAAGGAUGCGGACUGCCCCUAUACCAUCGAACUGAUACGACCGGAGGAUGGUGAGGCUGUGAUAGCCAUGCUCAAGAAAUUUUUCUUCAAGGAUGAACCCCUGAACACCUUUCUCGAUCUCGGCGAGUGCAAAGAGCUGGAGAAAUACUCCCUGAAACCCCUCUCCGACAACUGCUCCUACAAGGCUGUGAACAAGAAGGGUGAAAUUAUUGGCAUAUUCCUCAAUGGCUUGAUGCGACGUCCGUCCCCCGACGACGUGGUCGAGAAGGCAGCCGAUUCGUGUGAGCAUCCCAAAUUCAAGAAGAUUCUGUCGCUAAUGGAUCAUGUUGAGGAGAAGUUCAACAUUUUCGAUAUAUAUCCCAACGAGGAGCUGAUUCUGGACGGCAAGAUCCUGUCGGUUGAUACAAACUACCGGGGUCUGGGCAUCGCCGGUCGCCUCACCGAGCGCGCUUACGAGUACAUGCGCGAGAACGGUAUUAAUGUCUAUCAUGUUCUCUGCUCCAGCCACUAUUCCGCCCGGGUAAUGGAAAAGCUGGGCUUCCACGAGGUGUUCAGCAUGCAGUUUGCGGACUACAAGCCACAUGGAGAGGUGGUCUUCAAACCGGCCCUUCCGCAUGUCGGCAUCCAGGUGAUGGCCAAGGAGCUGGGCGGUGCGAAGACGGCGCAAACGAAGCUCUAGAGAGCCUCGUGCUUCUUUGGAUUUUGUACUAUGUGAUUCUUUAGUUAGUAGUUCGGUGGCGGGUUCCAGGUAGUUCCAUGUCAAGUGUCUCCACUUUCAAUUCAAAGUAGUAGUAGCAUAAACAGCCAGUACAAGUUACGUAUUUAUCUAAUUUAA